This is a messenger RNA of Rhipicephalus microplus (southern cattle tick), 4942 nucleotides long. RefSeq names its product putative sodium-coupled neutral amino acid transporter 11. Gene Ontology annotation, cellular component: membrane. The record is from RefSeq and is a predicted model, not a curated record. Gene Ontology annotation, molecular function: L-amino acid transmembrane transporter activity. Lineage: Eukaryota; Metazoa; Arthropoda; Arachnida; Ixodida; Ixodidae. Gene Ontology annotation, biological process: amino acid transmembrane transport.
AGCGUAGCGACGCAGUCCACUAGCCAUGGCAAGCACAGAGAGCACCUACAUCCUCGAUAGACGAGAAUCAGUCAAGAGUGAUGACAGCACUGACACAAAGCAGCUCGUGCUGGAGGACAACUCUCCCACUCAGGAAACGAGCAGUUUAUUACAAACAAGCUUCAACUACAUCAACAGCAUUAUUGGAUCUGGAGUUGUAGGAAUCGCGUACGCAUUGCAGCAAGCUGGCUUUGGAAUGGGACUCAUUCUGCUAGUAAUGUUUGCGGCUAUCACGGAUUACUCUCUGUGCAUUUUAAUCAAGGCUGGCAUUAGCACAGGCACCUCAACAUAUCAGGACCUUGUUCAAGCUGCCUUUGGCCUGCCAGGCUUCUACGUCCUCACCUUCAUGCAGUUUAUUUAUCCUUUCAUUGCUAUGAUCAGCUACAAUGUAAUAAUCGGGGAUACAGUCACAAAGGUGCUCCUGCGAGUUUUCAGUGUGUCACCUGACAGCAUCCUCAGCAACCGCCAUUUCAUUGUUAUCAUGGCCUCACUGAUUGUCACCCUGCCUCUUUCCCUGCACAGAAACAUAUCAAAGCUCAACAAGGUGUCGUUGACAUCACUAUUAAUUAUCCUCGCCAUCCUGACUUUCGUGAUUGUGCGGUUGGGAAACUUUGUAGGUGUUGUGCCCACUUCUCCAGAAUCUUACGCGUUUGCCAACAGGGGCAUCACAAAGGCUAUUGGUGUUAUCGCAUUUGCAUACAUGUGUCAUCACAACUCGUUCCUGCUAUUUGCUGCUCUGAAAGACCCAACUCAACGGCGAUGGAACAAGGUGACCCACAUCAGCUUAUCCCUUUCCUGCGUCAUCAUUGUGCUCUUUGGCAUCUGUGGUUACGUCUCCUUCCAUGUCUACAGCCAAGGAGACCUUUUUGAAAACUACUGCAAAGACGAUGACCUUGCCAAUGUGGCUAGGCUACUUUUCACCCUCACUAUAAUGCUGACAUACCCCAUCGAGUGUUUCGUCACGCGGGAGGUUCUAGACAACGCAUUCUUCGUGACUAGGUUUCCAUCGAACCUGGUGCGGCACAUUAUCAUGACAUUGUUUAUCGUACUGACAACUUUCGCUUUUUCAACGCUGACUGACUGCCUUGGCAUUGUCCUUGAACUCAAUGGCGUUCUGGCUGCCAUACCGCUGGCUUACAUCCUUCCGGCUGCCACGUACCUAAAGCUGGAAAACGGGCCCCUGCUCUCGUGGACCAAGUUUCCAGCGCUCAUGCUGGCGGUCUGCGGGGCAGCGGUUGCAAUCUGCGGCACCGUGGUAGCCAUCAUCGACAUCAAUGCUGGGAUCAGUUGCAGCCACGGAGCUGACAUGCCCUACUGCACUGUGCCAGCGGCGAACAUCACCAUUUAGAAUGCAGUGACUGUGCGCCUUGUUCUUGUGCUGCGGCUGCACGCUGUACGAAGAUGUGUGAUGGAUCUCUCCCAGCGCGAGGCGAUUGAUGAGUUGGCUGAAAAAAGAUAAAAAGUAAGUGAGAACUGUAAACCUUGAGCUGUAGCAACGUGGCAACCAUAAUCUGAACUAGUAACUUAGCUGAAACGAUACAGUAUCCAUGACAAAAAAAAGUUGUGGCAAGGAAUACUUGUUGUCGAAAUCUGUUUUUUUACGCAAGGCGUUCAUUGAGUGUACUAAGAUGGGCAGAGGAAAUUCUGCGAGACCAACAAAUGCUGCUGUGCCAUCUCUCUUCACAGCUAGCAGUUCUCUCCACUUCUGGGAACCCAUGGUGAGAAUUUUAAAAGGUUGUAUUAUGCCUGCAUUCUGUGGUAAAUGCUCCUACAGACACCCACCAAGAAAUAUGUUGGAAGCAUUGCGACUUGUACACAGCUAAACGUAAUGCUUAAAUGAGAAAGAAGCAGCACCUAUACUUGUACUUGGAAAAAAGAAAGCCUGCAGUGGAACCUCGCAGGAAAAAGGGUAGACCUUUGCAAAGACAGAUCAACAUACCAGCCGCUACCGACACUACUGAGCCGGUGAACUGCGUAUUUGCCGAGAUUUUUUUUUUUUUAGAAUGUUGUCAACAUGACCAUGUGGAUAUCAGGUGCAUCGGUUGUCUUGUUCCUCCCAAACAUGCAGGAGAGUUGUUACAAACAGAACACGUAAGGCAACACUUUCAUGAAAUGUUCAUUACCUUUUUUUUUUACACCUUUAUUCUAUCUAUAACAAACAUUUUUAAUUCUGGUGCAAAACGUGCACCUUGGACACAUGCAAGAAAAUCAAGUGAUGCGGAGGUGAAAUGGGGUACACAAGUGUUGCACCCCUGAAGCCUUAAAGAUUUUUUUUUUUUUGUGUGGAGCAGCUUACUUAGGUUCUUAGAAGAACAUCUAUGCCCAACACCACUCAGCCCAAUUUUUUUUUACUUACGUUGACAAUUCCAAAAUGCCAGCCGCACAGUGUAAAAAACUACCUUUUUUUUAUGCCUCCCUGGUAGUUUAUCUAUACUAACUAUAUUUUAUUAUCUUGACAAGUAUGAUUUGAAGGCCUCACACGAUGCAAACACAUCAAGUGUUCUUUUCUUUUUUUUUUAAUGAACGUUGAAGUAUGCCGGUGUAAUUUCCAAUACUUCAACUGCCACCGCGACGAGUAUGGGUGGGGAAACACUUUCGUCUUUCAUGCUUCACCAAUCAUGUUCAGCAACUGUUUGCGCGUGCCAUUUGUUGUUUUUCCCGCAAUGCAAAGAGUACGAACGAGGUUGUUUACCAAAGAGUUAAAGGAUGGUUGUGCAGUAAGCAGAGAUCUUGUUUGCGCCUUGUUACAGCUAUUCUUCUACGCUACUCGCCGUACAGGGCGGGGCAUUUACUACAGUUACUAGAGUAAGGUGCCUCCCUCUCGGGUGGCCUUUUUCUGCCCUUCUGGGCACACUGUACAUAGCGUGUAUAAUGUCUAUUUGAAAUAUACACUUUGCUCUUUGAUCACCCUGCAGUUGUUUCCCUCAUAAUUUUUCAAAGCCUAAGAUAUUUGGUGUUUUGGUGUUUACAAUUCAUUCUGCCAUUUAGUCGUCAGCACUCAAAUGAACGGAUGCCUUUGUGAAUGUACAGGAGUCUUCUGAGAAAGGGGCCACCUGUUUGCACACAAAUCGAGAAAGUGUUAAAGUGAAGUACUUCAACUAGUGUAAAAGAGUGUGGUCACAUUAUUUCUGAUUUAGUCACAGCUGGAGUGAUAACUGUGUGGUCUCUUUCAUACUGGCAUGCCCUAUACGUGGCAGCACACUUAAACCAAUGGCAGGGCACAAGGUACUAUUUUACAUCUACUUGUACUUGGCUACAAUUAAAACUCAAAUGUAUGAAUACUAUUUCCCUGGUACAUUUUGGAAAGAGAUGUUUGAGUAACUUUACUUGACUGUGCAUAGACAGUGCAUUUCUCUAGCGCAUUUACGACAUAUCCAAGAGCUUCUUCAGCCUACCAGAAGCAAGGGCUUUUGGCAUCUAUAUGCACAUAAUGCCCGUUUAGUGUUGUCAACAUUUUCUCCAAAGUUCAUUUUCUCUAUGUGCACGCAUACAUGCAAUGAGUAUUAUGCAGCUUUAUGUAUGUAUAUUUAGGUGUUGAAAGCAUGUGUAUAGAGAAAUUUGUUUGUGUCCAUUUAUUGUGUUAAAGCAACUUCCCAGGUCAACAUUCAUUGACAAAUAGGAGAACAAGGAUCCUCACUUUUUUAUUUGUGAAGAAGUUUCUCAUUUAGGGCUGGAGCAAGCUCGUCUUGUAUUUGAACUGAAGUUUAUCGUUAUGCACAAACUCUCGCUUCUCUGUACAAAACAGAUAAAUAAUUUGUUGCAAGUUACAACGAAAAAAAUUUAACUAGCGACAAGUGUGAUAUGGUGUUUGCCACUGCAAUGACAUGUUGUUGACCCCUGCUGUGCCAGCAAAAUAUCUAUUAGCACAUAACUGACAGGUUGUGAUGCGUGUAAUGUAGACGAAAAAUGUUGGUGCAAACAAAAUCAUGUGCGUUGCACAUACAAACAGUAUGUGCGUUGCACAUACUGCUUGUGCCAAAGCAAAGGGCCCUGCAAGAACAUUCGGGUGGUAUGCAUACUAGUGACAUAGGGAAAUUGUCUAGAGACGUGUAAUAAAAAGCUGCAAGACAAAAAAAUAAAAAGACAGCAUUUUCUAGGAAUGACAAAUCCACAGCUUCAAUCCCUGUUUCAAUCUUUUAUGUUGCAUUUCCAUCUUGCACAUGCUUGCCGCCAAUAGAGGCUGGCUUUGCCGCAUUGCCUAUUUGCUCAGUGGCAGAGCUUGCUCAAAUUUUCAAAAUCAACUUCAGGAGGGAGCAGACAACUUCAACUUCAGGGCAUACUUUACAAUGUAACAAGUGCCCUCUGAGACGGCUGAUUUGAAUAAGCGAACAUGUUAAUAUGUAUUCUUGCAAAUAUGUCACACACUUGGUUCUCCAUUUUCACAAAGGUAGGGGAACACAAUCCAUACGGUGAAAACUGUUUUUGGAGUAUGGUUGACUCGACUACCUCAAAAGUUGUGCGUGCUCAAAUGCAUGUGUUGGGAUCAGCAGGUAGCACAGUUUUUGCUCUUUAAUGUAGUUGGGUGCUAUUGUAUACUACUAAACCUAACUUUUGUAAGUACCGUAAUUUCAAAAGCAUCUAUGAAACAGGUGUUGCAAGUGAUAAAGGUUCAGAUGCAAGCCAAGUUCGCUCUCUCAAAACAGCCCAAAACCUUGUACAAACCACCUAUCAGUGUUUACAACCAAGCUUGGCUGAGCUGUUUUCUUGUUGUGCGACCCGACAGGACUUUUUUUCCCUUCAAUAUGUAUCUUAUACUACUUUUGUGUGCACAAGAUGUAGGUAUGUCUGCCUAUUAAGAGAUUUAAUGGCUCAAUGCAUGUUGUUGAUCCACUUCUUGGUAUGCCCUAUCUACACUGUUGAAAAUAUUGUGCGUUAACAUUAAACUUAUAUCAUUACACCACAA